CUUUGAACUGGCUCUGCAUCAGGCGUUUUCCCAUAACAAAUGCCUGAAACUCUUAUUAAGUAACUUAUUGAUUGAUUGAUUUUUUCCAGGAAUGAGAAGGGAAAUGUGGUAGACUGUUGAGGAGAAAAAAAUUUGUAAAAAUUGUAACUUCUUCUGGUAGCAUAUGAAAAAAACACAAGGUUUUGCCAUUAUUUUUAGAUGUGAGUUUGCCCUUUUGAUGCACUUUACCUGGUUUGACUCGAUUAUAUGAUUAAAUUAGUUGAUUAUAUGAUUGCUAUAGAUUUUUACUUGAUACUGUCUACUAUAGAAGUUGCAAUAUGUUUGGUUGAAAUACAAACAACACUAUUUCUCCUGGGUGUUCCCACCUUUUUUUUUUUUUUUUUAUCUUGCAUCACAACAAAGAACAGCCAAUCAAACGCAGAAUUGAGAAUGAUGACCUGUUGUGUUGGAGUUUGAACUUUGUCCUGGGUGAGCAGAGGGACAAAGACACAGCAAGACUUGACAGAUAUUUUGGUUUUGUCCCAUUUUUGGCAUUUUUUCAAGGAUAUUUUAGAUUGCGUUACCCUUGGGUCACAGUAAUGGAGAACUAUUCAGACAAGCAAAUAUAUUCACUAUCUCAGGGUGGUGAAGGGUUAGAACUACUCGAUUUGCUCUUUGAUAAGAAUGACGGCAUCUUACGGCAUGAGACUAUGGGUCCACAAAGCGAUCAGCUUUGGCCAGUUCAAGAUCCUCAUAUGAUGAUGCCCGCUCAGGGUAACGAGGAGUUCUUCAACGCACUUUUAGGUGGGUACGACUCUGUUUCUGGAUCUCCGGUUUGGUCGCCCUCUCCUAGCGACAGCGGAAUCAGCGAAGAUCCUCAUUCGGAUCACAUCGACAGUCCGCCGCCAACCGCAAGCCCUCCUUUGGAGCCUCACAUCGUCGUAUCCCAGGCGCAACACAAUCUCGACACCAACUUGCCAUUUAAUUUCAAUGGCUGGGAGACUGGAUUCCUCCCAGACAGGGCUGGGGGGAUGCAGCGCGCAUCUGAAACGCCACUGGCAGAGGCGAACACUGGAUUCCCCCUAACUGUGAAGGACCUGCUGCUAUCUGGCACACCAGAGCCUGCCACAAAGGCGACCCAGCAGUCCUACCAGGAGCUGGUUCUCACAGAGGAUGAGAAACGACUACUUGCCAAGGAAGGAAUGACUCUGCCAAAUCAGUUCCCGCUCACCAAGUACGAGGAAAGGAUUCUGAAGAAAAUCCGCCGAAAGAUCCGCAACAAACAGUCGGCCCAAGAGAGCCGGAAGAAGAAGAAAGAAUACAUCGACGGCCUGGAGAGCAGGAUGGCGGCAUGUAGCGCACACAACCAGGAGCUGCAGAGGAAAGUCUUCCAGCUGGAGAAAUGCAACAUCUCCCUGAUGGAACAACUGCGUCGGUUGCAGGCGAUGGUCAUGAAUGGAUCCAACAAACCGGCCCAGACUGGGACCUGCAUUCUGGUGCUGCUUCUGUCUUUCACCUUGAUUCUGCUGCCCAAUCUGAAGCCCUUCACAGAUACCAAGGUCAGCCAGCAUGGAGACUUUAGCCCAUUGAGAGUUCAGUCACGGUCACUGCACAACCUUCAGUCUUCCCGCGUGCUGCGCGCCCUCGAGCAUCCGUUCUCCGUGUCUGAGGACUCCAAAAUGCUCCCGCGCUUCUCUGAGGAUAAAAGUAUGGCGGAGAUAGCAUCGCUGCUGGGAAGACUUCACAGGAGACCAGAAUUCACCAAUUACGAUUCUGAAUCUCACAACCACAGUUUAGACCAGCAUGACGACCAUCACCAUGGAGACCCCAUCACUGGGCAUGUAGCAACAGUGACCUUGAAUCCACGACGUGGCUCAAGGCGGAGUCCUCAUGCUGAUGACAUGUGAAGGGCAGAAGGGGAUUUACCCGGGGAUUUGUCAAAACUCCUUUAACAGCGCUUCUGAAGACGGGAGCCAGCUAACAGAUUGCUGGAAGCUCUUUUUUCUUCUUUCUGCUGAAGUAAUUUUUAAGAGAUAGAGUAUAGCUGCUUAUUUUUAUAUAUUAUCAACACUGUAAAAAAAAAUUCUGUAGUUUUUACAAAAUUAUUUUGGCAGCUGUGGUUGCCAGAAUAAUUUUGUGAAAAAAUACAGAAAAACAGUAAACACAUUUACGGCCAAAAACUGUAAAUUUUACGGUAUGAAACUGUAAUUUAAAAACAAGAAAAUUAGAAUUUAAACCGUAAAUUCAAUAACGCACACUACUAUUAAAAUCUUUUUUGGGUUACACUUUAUUUCCACUUUAGACAUUUUACUAACUAUAAGUAACUUUUUAACUACAUGUCAACUAAUUCUCAUUAAUGUCUACUAACUCUCAGUAGGGUAGGUUUAGGGUUAGUAGAAUAAGUUGACAUAUACUUGCAAAGUCUCUCAUAGUCAGUAUGUUGUAUGUUGUGGACCCAUCAAAAUAAAGUGUUAGAAAAUAUUAAGCAGACAGUCUACUAAUACUCUAAUAGUUGUAGUUGCAAAGUUACUUACUGUCAGUAGAAUGUCUAAAGUGGACUAUCAAAAUAAAGUGUUACCCUGUUUUGUACUUUUAACAUACUGACAACCACCAUAAUAAUGCAGGUGGUAAAAGAGAAAGCCACAUGAAGAAUCAAAGAUCAUCACAAGUAGCUUCGCCACAAGCAGAAGUAUAUACUAAUAUAUAGAAGGUGCACAGAGUCAUUCAUGCAAACACAAAAUACCAUCACGGUAACACACAUGAUACUUAAAUAAUGCAAUAAACUUUCAUUAAACAACCGAAGAUGUAACAUAAAGCCCAAAUGUACAUAACUGAUAACAAAAUUAUUAUUAAACUAUUAAAAAAACAUGAUUAUUUAAACAAAAUACUUUCAAAUGUGGAGUGUCAUGCAGGGAAUUCUGGGAAUAUCAGUUUACAGUUUUUGACUUUACAUCAUACAUUGAUUUGUUCUUUUUUACUUCUAAAAACUGUACAAUUAACAGCAUUUUACUGUAAAAUUACAUGGUUAGAUCUUUUACAGUUUUUCCCUGUAUAUAGUACGGGAACUUACUGUUAACCUAUUAACAGUUUUUUUCCAUAGUGUUUUUACAAAAUUUUACAGUUAAAAUUACAAUUAUUUUUUACGGUGAAACUUUGGAUAAAAUAACAAUUCCAAAUUUUAUCUGUUGAUUUGGAAUGCUGAAAAUGCAUUUUCUCUCGUUUUAAACUUGCCAAAGCGGAUUAUCUUUCUUUUUCGUUAAAAUGCAGUGGGGUCCAAACGAAAUAAAUGCGUUUUCUUAAACAAGGCAAUUAUUUUUGCAAGAAUAACAUGGCUGACUGACUGUAGCUACAUUAUUUUGCUUGUUACAAAGCUACAAGUUAAAUGAAUAUGUGCACAUGAAAUAUUGAAUUAUUUUACAGUUUUGUAGCCUAUUAUCUUAAAUUUUCCGCUAUGAAAAAAUAGUUGACUAAUAACGUACAAAACAAUCGGACUAGCAAGGAGAUGAACGCUGAAAUAAUAUUGCUGUGAUAUUAAUAAUUUUCGCCACAAUUGAUAACAGAGAUGCAAGAUGGCGACCGUUGCGUUUGUAUGAAACAAGAGAGUGUGAGAGAAAGUUGUGCCGGUUUCAUUAAUAAUACACAGCGUUGGCAUGGCCUGCGUCCGAAAGCUCUAAAAUGCUGCCAUCGGGGGCAGCAUUCCAAGGCAGGAAGGCAUCAAGUCACGUCAGAAUCCAAAUUCUGCUUUACUUCCUGUCUCCAGAGGUACCUUCUUCCAACUGAAUUUUGAAGACAGGUUGCCAACUGCUUUCAAUUGAAAGUAGCUAAAACUGGUAGCUAAAUGUCACUAGAAAACAUCAUAAUGGCAAAUUCACUGAUCUAUAUAAAGAUGAAUAUAGAUCAGUGGGCAAGAUAAAAACUUAGAUGAGUUUUGUCCAAGAAGUUGCUAUAUUUGUCCCUAAACCUUUGAAAAAAGUCUCAAAAGGGGUGGGGAAGUAGCUAAAUCUAGCUACAAAAUCGCUAAAUUGGCAACAAGACAGAUGUAUCCAUUCGCUGCUUUUGAUAUCCCACAAUCCUGUGCAUUCCAUUCUGUGACAGUUGAGCUAAAACAUAAAGAUGGCGUCUGAAAGUUGCGUUUGGUUGUCAAUUUGUGUGUAAAUGUAUAUUUCUGACUAACUUUUUGCACUUUUGAUGUCAUUUCUAGCGAGAAAUCAGUAUUAUAGUAAUUAAAUAUUCGUUUAGUUAUCACCAAAACUGUUACGCUGCCUCAGAAGCCUGUCUGCAAUCACACUGUAAAAAGUGAUAAGUUGACUUAACUUAAAAAAAUUGAGGAAACCCGUUGCCUUAAAAUUUUUAAGUAAAUGAUAAUUAAAAAAAAUAAGUUAAGUGAAUUGUCAAGUUCACUUAACUUUAAAAAAUAAUGAUUUUCUGAAAAAUGAAAAAAAAAGGGUUUCCUCAAUUUUUUUAAGUUAAGUCAACUUUUACAGUGCAGUUUCAUGAGGUGCCUUUGAGCAAAAACGCUGCCUGCAAAGUCAUUGCCUCAUAAGACAGCAAGGCAGCAAGUCAGCUGCUUUCGGACGCAGCCAUGGAAAUAUCAGGUCGCUGGAUGACGCGAUUGACCAAAUAGAAUCAAGUAUUCAGAGCGUCGUGUAAUAAAAUGUAAAUAAAAAAAAAUAACAAUUUGAGUGAAAAGUUGAAAUAAAAAAUAUGAAUUCAAAAGUUCAAUGCAAGCAAUGAAAUCUGAGUGUGUACAAAUGAAUUAACAUGGUAAGUUUGAAAAUGUUAAAUAUUUCAUAUUUAUUUGACUUUUUUUAAGAUUAAAGGUUAUUAAAUAAAUCCCAGAUGUGGCAUCAGACUUUUGGACUCCACUGUAUAUAUUAUAGCUGUGAUCACUAGAAAUUUGAACCAUCUGUUCUGCCAAUGUAUUACUUGCACUACAGCUAAGGUGAAUAAUAAUACAAAAUCAGCUCAUUCCAAUUCAUGAAUUUUACAUUUUGAAUCCUUCAGCAAGUUUGUCCUAAAGUACUGCCUUGUGUUUGUUUUCUCUUUGAAGACAGUUUUGCUUUAUGGGUAUUAAUCUGAAUGCUAAAGUAAUUUUUUAUGGACUAAGAACAAGUUAGUGUGCAUAAAUUGCUUUUGAUAACAAAUGUGCUUUUUCAAUAAAACGUUGUGUUGAAUUGCCUUUCAACUUAUUUUAUGGGGUUGCUUUGUUGUUGCUUUUU
Messenger RNA from Onychostoma macrolepis, 5198 nucleotides. RefSeq names its product cAMP responsive element binding protein 3-like 3a (gene creb3l3a). Gene Ontology annotation, cellular component: nucleus. NCBI's taxonomy places the organism in Eukaryota, Metazoa, Chordata, Actinopteri, Cypriniformes, Cyprinidae. The transcript is spliced from 10 exons. The coding region runs from base 579 to 1886 and encodes 435 amino acids. Gene Ontology annotation, molecular function: DNA-binding transcription factor activity, RNA polymerase II-specific; RNA polymerase II cis-regulatory region sequence-specific DNA binding. The record is from RefSeq and is a predicted model, not a curated record. Gene Ontology annotation, biological process: regulation of transcription by RNA polymerase II.